Messenger RNA from Gymnodraco acuticeps, 3592 nucleotides. It is a transcript of the gene mknk1, whose product is annotated as MAPK interacting serine/threonine kinase 1. The coding region runs from base 38 to 1540 and encodes 500 amino acids. Gene Ontology annotation, molecular function: calmodulin binding; ATP binding; calcium/calmodulin-dependent protein kinase activity. Gene Ontology annotation, cellular component: nucleus; cytoplasm. Lineage: Eukaryota; Metazoa; Chordata; Actinopteri; Perciformes; Bathydraconidae. Gene Ontology annotation, biological process: peptidyl-serine phosphorylation; intracellular signal transduction; protein autophosphorylation. The transcript has 14 exons. The record is from RefSeq and is a predicted model, not a curated record.
CACUGCUGUGUGUUUGAUGGAUGUCAGCUAGCGAUGGAUGCUUACAUCAGCUGUGAGACGCUUUGACAUACGGGAUUCGGCUGGUUUGGACACAGAGGGCAGGCUGUUCCAGACUAACUCAGUGUUUGUGAUGUGCUCUCAGUUGGCAGACAUGGUGAGGCACAGCAUGAUGACAGAGUUGCAAACCUUCCAGCACUCUCUCCAGGGUAACUCCCUGGCUGUGGGCCAAGUGGGGCAGAGCUGUGAGGCAGCUCAGGAGAACGGGGUCGUUUCAGAGCAGAGACAGCCCCUCUCCCAGGGCCCAGCAGAAAUUGAGAAAAGCCAGCCGGUGAAUAUCCCAGAUGCAGCUAAAAGAAAGAAGAAGAAAAGAACCAGAGCGACAGACAGCUCCACAGGCACUUUUGAUGAUCUCUACAAACUGACGGAUGAGGUGCUCGGUCGGGGGGCUUUUGCUAAAGUUCAGGGAUGCAUAAGUCUGCAGAAUGGACAUGAGUUUGCUGUGAAGAUUGUAGAAAAGAGUGCCGGGCACAGUCGCAGCAGAGUCUUUAGAGAAGUAGAGACUCUCUACCAGUGUCAAGGAAACAAAAACAUUUUGGAAUUGAUCCAGUUCUUCGAGGACGACUCCUGCUUUUAUUUGGUGUUUGAAAAGCUGCGUGGUGGCUCCAUUCUGACACACAUCCAGAACAGGAAGUACUUUGACGAGCUGGAGGCCAGUAAGGUCGUCAGGGACAUCGCCCAAGCUCUGGACUUCCUACACACUAAAGGCAUUGCCCAUAGAGACCUUAAGCUAGAGAACAUCCUUUGUGAAUACACCGAUCGGGUGUCCCCAGUAAAGAUCUGUGAUUUUGACUUGGGGAGUGGAGUGAAGCUCAGCAGUGCCUGUACCCCCAUCACCACUCCAGAGCUCACCACCCCGUGUGGCUCGGCAGAGUACAUGGCUCCAGAAGUCGUGGAGGUGUUCACCGACGAGGCCUCUUUCUACGACAAACGCUGCGACCUCUGGAGCCUCGGGGUCAUCCUCUACAUCCUGCUGAGCGGCAGCCCCCCCUUCACAGGACACUGCGGCUCAGACUGUGGCUGGGACCGGGGGGAAACCUGCAGAACCUGCCAGAGUCACCUGUUUGAGAGCAUCCAGCAGGGCAAGUAUGAGUUUCCAGACAAGGACUGGGACCGCAUCACGGGGGGGGCGAAGGAUCUCAUAUCCAAGCUGCUGGUCCGGGACGCCACUCUGCGCCUCAGUGCUGCUCAGGUCCUCAAGCACCCCUGGGUGCAGGGGAACGCACCAGAGAGAGGUCUUCCAACUCCUCAUGUUCUGCAGAGGAACAGCAGCACCAAAGACCUGACUCAGUUCGCAGCCGAAGCCAUCGCCUUCAACCGGCAGCUGUCGCAGCACGACGAGCAGCAGGAGGACGUCGGCGGCAUCGUUUGCUCCAUGAGGCUUUCUCCUCCUUCCAACUCCAGACUGGCCCGCAGACGAGCGCAGACCAACGCCCUGCGCAGCUCCGACUUCGCUGCCUCAUCGGACGACCUCACAGCCUGAAGGAGUCACGUUUUCUGCCUGAUUUCAGCCUCGACCUGCUCCUCGUUUGUGUGUUUCCACCUGGAGCCUUUUAUGAUCAGCAGCUUUAGAAGUGACUAACUGUUCUUGGUGUUUCAGCUCUUUCCCAUGGCCAGUAAUCUCAUCACCGAGACAGAGCUUGAGCACCAAGGGGACUGUUAAUCACCGGCUGCCACCUCUUAAUUGAAAACACAGUCCUGAGAUUAGUGCAGGAAACAUGUUAAGCUGCCUGCGUUUAGACUGUUUGGUUUGAGAGUAGUUUUAAUAGGGUUUAUUUUCACAGUUAGUCUUAAGAGUUAUUUUUCCUAUGAAACAAUGAUAACGCUUACAAUGACCCCAACACAGCAGAAAACUCACUUAAUGCCAGCAGUUUGUAUUCAAUAUUGAUCAGAACAUAUUAACAUAUCAGCAUUACCUGGGUUCAGCACAGUUUCCUAAUGCAAUAUUAUUCAUUUUGAUAGAUUUUAUUUUUCUUGUUGUCCAAAUGGUUAAUAUUUUAUGUAUGUGUUACUUACUGCUUCUCAGUCACUGGAAGAAAGGGAUGAGUUCUCGUUCAUGUUUUUAGAGCAUGUGAUUUGAUAUGUGUGGAUGUAUGUGGUUUAAGAGAUAAAAAUGACUUUACUUAGAGGAGACUGUCCAUCUCUGGAAAUGGGCGUUUCUCCUCUACCUUUUUUUAGGUCAUUCUUGUUGAGGCUGCUAAGAGCUUACAGAAAGUUUGGUAAUGUGACGGAUGGUGAAGUUAGAGGAGACCCAUUGAUCAAAUAGUGAUUCUUAUUAGCUUUCACUUCAACACAAGCUACCUGUAGCACUGAUGUACUUUAAAAAAGUCACCUAUUUAAUUUGAAAGGUUGUGUCGUAAAGAAUUUGUUUUGUAUAAAACUGUGAAAUUGAGAGGUUUUAACAGCUUUGUAUCCUCAUUAGUCCCUACGGAAUAGGAUUAUGGCCACAUGUGAUUAUUUUUUCUAGAUCUGACCAAGAGUGAAUUUCGUUUCUUAUAUUUCAGAGAAAAAUGUCAGAAUUCUGUGAAAUUUCGGAAUUCUGAUUAAAAGUCAGAAUUUUCAGAUGUUUUUUCUGACAUUUUUCUCAUGGUUCUGACUUCUUGAAUCUGUUACAUGUUUUUGUUACUUUUGGUAAACACGCGUGGCCCUAAUCCUUUGCCAUAAGUCCCGAUGUUACCUCAGGCUCCUUUUUUUUAUUUUGCACCAAAUCUUUGCACGUUUUGUAGGAUACCAAUGUAACAACAUCCCAAAAAUACUUUCUUAUUUAUUUUUUAUUUGAUAUUUCAAAGUGUUUUUAAUCUGAAUUAAUAGAAAUGUGAACAUUUGCUUUGGUGUUUUUAUGUAGCUAAUGAGACUUAAAGAGGGUUUAUGAAUAGUUGUAGUAGGAUAGAGGAUCCCAUACUAACAUACAAAAGGAUUUAUUUUUAUAAAAUUAUUUGAAUAUUGUACUUAUUUUGUAGUUUUUGGUUCUGCGAGUGUGGCUAUGGAACGAAUACUGGACUAACCAUACUUUAAGGUUCUCAAGAAUCCAUCAAGUUGCUGAUAUUAGUUUUAUUUCAGAUAUAUUUUUACUUUUUUUAUUGUUUCCCUCAUCAUGGACCCCGUUUCUGAUUAAAUCCGGUCCCUGAUCAUAGUUUAUCACCUUUAUUUCCCCGACCUUAUUAACUUUAUGUAUCGCUUGCUUAACGACAUGUCCCUUAACAUUGUUGCCAUGGACACACCAUCCCUAUAGCAACAAAGGUCCUUCAUAUGCUGGCAGGAAUUGAGAGAGACUUGCUCACAGCGAACAUUAAACAACCAUUUGCCAUAUUAAAGCCCUCUUACUCCCUCCCAUUGUGAACCAUAAAAGGACUUGUUUGUUUUCCCUCAUCAACAUGUAAUGCAUCAAAUGAGACGCAGUAAUUGGUGAGCAAUUAUGGAGUCCCAUUGAAAUUUGUCAAAAGCUCUUACGGGGUCCUAUGCAUAAAUCUCUGUGUGGAGCAUAUUUUCACUAGUAUGUGCUGUGCUCUCAAUAAAAAAAACACCCUUAACAUAU